GCGCUCGCGCACCGCGCGGAACUACAGUUCCCAGCAAGCCCCACGUUUCCGGUUGGCAAGAUGGUGGCGCGUAGGAGAAAGCGUGCGGCUAGGGACCCUGAGGCGGGCGUUCCGAGCCCACCCGGCUACUACGCCAUUCCGAUCAAGUUCUCAGCAAAGCAGCGAGCUUCUCAUUACCUUUAUGUGAGAGAACACAGAGUUCGAGAAGGCACCCAAUCUACAUGGCCUCAGAAGCGCACCCUUUUUGUCAUCAAUGUGCCGCCAUACUGCAAUGAGGAAUGCCUGACUCGUCUGCUGUCCCCUUGUGGCACUGUCCAGUCUGUGGAGUUGCAGGAGAAGCCGGACCUUGCUGAGAGUGCAAAGGAACCCAAGUCGAAGUUUUUUCACCCUAUGCCCAUUCCGGGAUUCCAGGUAGCCUACGUGGUGUUCCAGAAGCCAAGUGGAGUGUCGGCCGCCUUGACCCUGAGGGGCCCUUUGCUGGUCUCUACGGAGAGUCACCCUGUGAAGAGUGGCAUUCAUAAGUGGAUCAGUGACUACGCAGAUUCAGUGACUGACCCUGAGGCCCUGAGAGUUGAGGUGGACACAUUCAUGGAGGCCUAUGAUCAGAAGAUUGCUGCGGAGGAGGAGAAGGCCAAGGAGGAGGAGGGAGUCCCUGAUGAGGAGGGCUGGGUGAAGGUGACCCGCCGGGGUCGGCGGCCUGUGCUUCCACGAACUGAGGCAGCCAGCCUGCGGGUGCUGGAGAAGGAGAAACGGAAGCGUGCACGCAAGGAGCUGCUCAACUUCUAUGCCUGGCAGCAUCGGGAGACCAAGAUGGAGCACCUUGCACAGCUGCGCAAGAAAUUCGAGGAGGACAAGCAGAGGAUUGAGCUGAUGCGGGCCCAGCGCAAAUUCCGACCCUACUGAGCCUGCCAGGCUGUGACCCUGCCUGCAGUGACAUUGGAGUGCAGGGCCUGGCCAGUGAGGACAUGGGGCCUGCUGGCCUGAGAUUGUGCUCUGCAAAGCAAGACAGUAGGCCAAAGGGCCACUGUGUCCUGCGGCCCAGCCCCAUCAGGUCUGCGUGGGCUGGAAGUGAAGGACAGGCUCACCCCGGGUCCCUGUGCUGAAGCAUGUUGGAGCACAGCAGGAGGAUGUGGCCCUCAGAAGUGGUUCCUACCUGUCAGGAAAACAAGUAACUGCUUGCGUCUCCCCUUCUCCUCAACGGAACCCCCUGCCGGCCAUGGAACAGCCUUGAAGGCAGCGAGAAGGCGAGAACAUUUUAUUUUGCAUCCAGGCUGGCAGUGGAGAAGGCUUCAGAAGCCACCAAAUGACAGGCAAGCUUCCUUCUGCCUAUACCAGCUCACUACAGGUCAUUAACUACAAAACAGACACCCUAAGUCUAAAUGCUGUCCCCUUGAAGUCACAAACGUUAAUGUCAGAAUCUUGGCCCUUCCCCCACCUCCAUCACAGGAUUCUCUCCUGUUCAUCUUGGUUUUCAGUAAGGCCUGUUGCCGCCAUGCCAGCCACGUGGAGGCUGAGCAGCGUGAGCGUGAGAUGUCCGUAGCCCAGGUCCAGGCUACAGCUGAGCUGGGAUCCUGCGUUUGCUCUGUAAAAAGGAGCUGACGACAUUGGCCACGUGGUGGGGAGCAUUCAUGUGGACAUAAUGGUUGCCAGGGAUUUGUACAAACUGGAACCGCUGGAGGAAGGGAGGGUGGUGAGGUGUGGCCAAAGGAAGUGGCAGUGCCCACCUGUGGCCAUUGAGCCCAGGAACUCAAUUGUGCCCUCCCUUGGCCUGCUCCUUCCCAGUGGGCCAGGCACUCCCUGGGGAUAAAACCAGUGUUCCCAGCACGCUGGGGCUCCUCAGACCCUAGGGACUCAGGACUUGGGUUGAGGACCAUCUGAGUUGUGAAGCUGUAGCACUGAGUGGGGGAGGCCUCUGUCGGGGUUGCCGGUGAUCCUGACAGAUGAGGGCCCCUGGAGAAGUGAGGUCACAGCACCAGCAAGUCCCUGAGGGAACACCAACCAGGGAGGCCUGGCCACAGCUCUCACCUGCCAGCCAUGGGAGGGCUGCCCUUUUGUGAGGGGUACAGGUGCCCCAGACUCGGGUGUUUGUGUGGAUAAUGAUCACAAAGUGCUGGUGCUCCCGGGGGUCCAGGUCAUGGCACAAGCCCCAGCCCAGCUAGCACACCCACUGGUAGGACUAGUGGAGGCGAUGGGGCUGUGGCAGAUGGGCCGAGUUGUGCCUGACCCAGGGGACACAUGUGAGAACAAUAGAAUAUUGUGCUAAUGAAAGGCCUCUUUCCUGAACUCGGACUGACCACAGUGGGGAUUGAGGCCAUAGUUCCUCAGGACACUGGGGCCUGGGGCCCGGGCGGGUGGGCACGGCCUGGACACCAGCUCCCCGAGCCUGCACAUGUUGCCUUUUUUUUAAGGUAAUAGCAUUUGAACCAGGGAUGCGCUGCCUCCCACAGUGCUCUCUGCCCUCCUGGCUCCAGGCUGCAGAGCUACAUCCCCAGUCAUUUUUUGAGACAGUCUUGCUAAGUUGCUCAGGCCAGCUUUGAACUUGUGAUUUGCUUCAGCCUCACAAGCUGCGGGGAUUUGUGGUAUGCACCACAGUGCCCAGCUGUUACCUCUUUUAGGACGGAUCGCAUCAUGUCCAGCAUAAACAUCAGCGGCUCCCUGUUGGCAUCAUUCUCCCGUCUCACAUCACUGUAUCCUUCUGCUGCUCUGGAAGCAAGAAGAAAUGGGUUCCCCCUUGGACCCUGCCUCCCAGCAGUGCCUUAGAAGACGCCACGUCUGGGCUACCUGCUACCUCUGACUUUCCCAAAGCUUAGAUUUACUGAGCACAGUCAUUCAGUAUGAGCCACAGGCCAGACUGACUGGGGUCACAGCCACUGAAUGCUGGGGCUGGAUAUUGAGCUUAAGUGCUUUACUACUAGGCUACAUCUGCACCCCUUUUUAUUUUUUAUUUUCAGACAGGGUCUUGCUAAGUUGCUGCAGCUGGCCUGAAAGUUGGGAUCCUCCUGCCUUAGCCUCCUGGUCACUAGGAUUACAGGAGUAUGCCACUGUGCCCACCUAAGGUCAGGCUUUGCUUUAUUUUUUAAGAUCUGUUGAGCUACAACAUACCCACCAUACAGUCAUCCUAUUGAAAAUGUUCCAGUUAAUGGUUUUAGUACAGAUUCGCCUCAGUUCAUGGUGGGGUUAUGUCUCUGUGGCUCCAUGGCAGGUGGAAAAUGCCUUGAUUACGCCAAGCCUGCCAAACACCCAAGCACUGUAGGUGCUGGCAGUGUCCCUGUGAUCUCAGGGCCUACUGGGUGCUGCCACUGCCCAGUGUCGGGGAGAAUGAGGUCGUGUGUUGCUAGCUCAGGAAAAGUACAGAUUCCAAGUGCCGUUUCUACUUGUGCACCAACAGAAAGUCAAAACCUCCAAAGAACUACGGCACCUCGGGUUUCCCCAGGAAGACCACACACCUUCCCACAGGUGUCUGGGAAGCUGACUUAUGAUGGAGGUGGCUGGUGCCAGCCACUGAAGGGUGGUGUGUCCAGACUUACUUGACAAGCAGGACGCGGGCCUGCAGCUGCUGGAUGGAGUGCGUGAACAGCUCCCUGCUGAUGAAGUCAAAGCUGUACUCCGGCUGCGGGGACAAAGCCAGGGUGAAUCCUUGUGGCAAGGAGCCCUGCAGUCCUGGGCUGUGGGUCCUGGUGAGGCCACCUCAGCACCUGCUCCAGACCAAGCCCAGCCCCACCGUGGCACCUCUGCCAGGCCUCCCACUUUCCCACAUCUGUUCUUGUCUCCUCCCUGGCUCGUGGCUGUCGGCCAGACUGUUGCCUGAGCCCUUUUCAGCUGUGUGGCCGUUUGACUGAAGGCAGAGAAGUGACUCGGGGUACUUCUGGACCUAGAUCUUAGAACCGAGGUGUGCUCCUCACAGCCCCCUUCUUACUGCACAGGCUGCCCUGGACUUUGUCACCUGGACACCAGACAGGGCCCUGGACCUUCAUGAGACCUCUCCACGAGAAAGGAACUUGCUUGGAUCACAGUGCAGAGUGACUUCACCCCAGCCUCUGCUGGCUUCCACCACAGUCCUGACCAUCCUGUCAUGACCACCGAGAGUGUCUAGGCUGCGCUGUCCAGUGCUGUGACCACCAGUCCUAGGGCUACUGAGGUGCCCUGUCGUGAAAUGCUUCUGGGUUUGGGACUCAGCUGGAAAAAUAACAAUCAACUUUGAUGUCAAUCAUGUCUUGAAAUGGUUAAAUAAAAAAUAUUACAGUUGGGCUGGGGCAGGUAGCUCUGUGGAAUAGAGCUUGCCUAGUAUGUGCUGGCCCUCUGUUUGGUCCCCAGCACCACAAUUAAUUUGCCUGCUUUCUUUUUUUUUAGAGAGAAUUUUUUAAUAUUUAUUUUUUAGUUUUCGGUGAACACAACAUCUUUAUUUUUAUGUGGUGCUGAGGAUCGAACCCAGAGCCACGCGCAUGCCAGGCAAGCGCGCUACCGCUUGAGCCACAUCCCCAGCCCUGCUUUCUUUUUACUCUUA
This is a messenger RNA of Marmota monax (woodchuck), 4504 nucleotides long. RefSeq names its product ribosomal RNA processing 7 homolog A (gene Rrp7a). Bases 61 to 903 code for a protein of 280 amino acids. Lineage: Eukaryota; Metazoa; Chordata; Mammalia; Rodentia; Sciuridae. Gene Ontology annotation, biological process: rRNA processing; ribosomal small subunit assembly. Gene Ontology annotation, molecular function: nucleic acid binding. Gene Ontology annotation, cellular component: UTP-C complex; CURI complex. The record is from RefSeq and is a predicted model, not a curated record. The transcript has 7 exons.